Molecule: messenger RNA, 2809 nt
Organism: Amphiprion ocellaris (clown anemonefish)
Lineage: Eukaryota; Metazoa; Chordata; Actinopteri; Pomacentridae
Gene: drc5
Product: t-complex-associated-testis-expressed 1
Exons: 5
Coding region: 184-1455 (423 amino acids)
Molecular function (GO): protein binding
Source: RefSeq, a predicted model, not a curated record
UACCCUUUUCAUGUUGGUGGCAAGUCAGCGCAGCGACAGUUGGUGCCUGGUGUCGGCCUCCCCACGCGCUAUACGUGACAUUUCCCUGAAACUCUGAACUAAACUAAGAGCGUUCUGUAACUGUGGAAACGGAAGAACAACAAACGAGGGGCAUAUCUCCACUCAGCUGAAGACUACAGGAAGAUGAGGAGGAUUAUUGCUGAAGAUCCAUAUUGGACCCUGACUGCAGUGCCAUGUUUGUCAAACCUCUGUCUGCAAUGCCUCGUGAACAACUUUGAAAAAAAGCCUAUAUGUGAAGAACUCACAGCUAGCCAGAAAGACUUCAUUCAAGAAAGGCUGUCCCCUUCUCUUCCCCUGCACCUGACAGCCAACUUGGUCACUGACGGUGUCUACUGGAAGCGGUGCUGCGAGCAGAAGUGGGACGUAUGUGACGUCUCUCAUUAUGGUCACAGCUGGAAACGAAUGUUCUUUGAGAGGCACUUGGAGAACAUUAUUGAACUUUUUAUCCCUAAAGAAACAGACCCAAAAGUAGUCCUACAGAUGGUCCCACUGUGUAAAAACUAUGUCAAGAGGCUGGACAUCUCCCAGCUGCUGCCGCCUAUCAAGGAGCCCCAGAGGGAGGAAGAGGAGGAUGGAUCAGACGUGGCAAUGGACAUUGAGUAUGAUGGACCUGGAAUAGACCACUUUGACUUUGGCAUACUGCUUGACGAGCUGACAAACUUGGAAGAGCUGCAUCUGACGUACGGCUUUAAACAAUGUGGUAUGAAUUUUGAAUGGAAGAUGUUUGAAAUGACCGACCGAGACUGCGAGUCCCUCGCCAAGGCCCUGAAAUCCUGUAGGACCUUGAAGCUUUUGAGGCUCCAUCAAAGUCACAUUGAAGACAAAAAGUGUCGGCUGCUUGUGAAAUACCUUAUAGAUCAUCCCUCUCUGAGGGCACUUGACUUUUCCCACAAUCUGAUCGGAGACAGUGGAGCCAGAGCAAUUGGCAAACUGCUCACCAAGAGUAAACUGGAGAUCCUUAACAUGUGUGACAACAACAUUAGCGGUGUGGGAGCCAAAGCUAUAGCUCACGCUUUGUCCAAGCCCUCCAGUCUUUUGUCACUCAACCUGCGUCUCAACCAUCUGACGGAUGAGGGGGGUGAGGCUAUUGCCAAGGCUAUGCUGAAAAACAACACCCUUCUUCACCUGCACCUUGGAGGCAAUAAGGUGACUUGGCUUACUGCUAUCGCCCUGUCUGAGGUGCUAGUACAGAAUAACUCCCUGAAAAGCAUCAAUCUUUCCAGCAACAAGUUGGGUGAGGUUGGAGGAAAAGCUUUGGAGAAGGCAAUGUCUCAUAACACCAGUGUAACAGAAUGUGAUAUCCACCUGACAGAAGUUAAUGAGCAGAGUGUUUCCUCCAUUAACCAGUUGGUUUGGACCAACCAGAGUUUACAACAAAAGAAACAUGCUAAAUAAAAGAAAACGUGGACGUCAGUCCCCCUUUUUGUAAUAUAUACCCGACUUUACCAUUCAUGGCCUUUGUCCCAUGUGUUCAUCUAAAACCCUUCUACUGUAUACUAACACUGCAUCACUAACCAAUAGCAAAAUUCAAACUUAAUCUAAAACAGAAAAGGUAUAGUUGUGUCCUGUACUACUUCUACAUCCAGGUAAUAUGAUGCCACUUUACGAUCUUUGUACUAUCUUGAAUCUAGUAUGUGGUAUCAGGUUGCUGCUGAAAGUUAGUCUGGUGAUAUUUAGUUUUUGGGGGUUUUUUGUCAAAUCUAUGAAAAGAUCAAAAUUCACAUCAGUGAGUCACAGUGUCAGCCACACCUAAAAAUGCAAGCAGUGUACAGUUUUUAGAAAAGGAAUAUGUUUAUUUGUGAUGUGUUUAAAAUCUUUAUUAGGAAUCAGUGAACUUGGAAGUGAAAAACAGAGUAGAGGUAAGUUGUACAGUUUUAAGAAAUGGACUAAUACAUUGUUGGUUCUGUCAUGUUUGUUUAGGCAAACCCUGAAAGACCCCCUCUGGUGAAGACUUUUUCUUUUUUUAAUCUCUACAUGUCCAUGUUUUUUGUUCAUGUGAUGGAAGACACAUCAUGAUAUAAAUAAGAAGUUAACAUGAUGGCUGGGCAUUUCCAGUUAGAAUCAACAACAUACUGAUGAUAGUCUGAAAAACACAGAUUUCGACUUCCAGGGUUACACAUAUAACAAGAAAAGCACUCAGAGAGUGCAGUACUCUGCCAAGGCUGCUCAGUCGCUGUAUGAUUUCUGACGAAUUAAAUCUUUAAAAAAUUCAUGGUGCGCAGUGGUCGAUUUGUAGUUGGAUUGCAAUCGUGAUCGUCAGCAAGCAGCGGAUGUAGGAUGACUUGUUGUCAUAGAUACAGUGACGCUGUGCCACUAGCUCGUAAUGAUUCGGAAGUCUUUAAUAAAUCUGUGGAUCCAGACAAUAAGCCGCAUCACUGCCAAAAUCUAAUCAGGUGGUCCUUGUGUCACUUCUGACAUUCCCUGGAAAUUUCAUCCAAGUCUGUUAGUGCGUUUUUGAGUGAUGUCAACAGACAAACGCCAACUGUCACAUAACUCCGUCGCGUUCCUUGGCGGAGUAACAAACCAAAGAAACCAAUCCAGUCAGCUUGUAGGAUGGGGCUUGUAUCAAAAUUUGCAUCAAAAUAGCAAGCACAGCCUUGCUUAUAUGUCUGUUACAUAUAUUAAAACAUAGACCAGACAUUUUCCUGAAUAUUUCAAUUUAUCGAUCCUUUUUCCCACUUUGAUAUAUUUAUUUGUUAUUUAGACCUUAUGUAACAUAAAGGCAACAUUGUGGUGAUUUUGGAAUACA